GUAAAGGGACAUCAGGGCUAGCAGGAGUCAUUUAUAGAGCCAGGCUGGGCUAGAAAAGAGAGAAAGAAAGAGGAGGGGAAGGGAGAUCAAACAAACCCUGCGAGGAGCAGGAUGUCCCAGCAAGACAAAGGCAGGCUGUGAGCAUCAUGUACGUGAGCUAUCUGUUGGAUAAAGACACCAGCAUGUAUCCGGGAUCCGCAAGGUGCACCAGCAACAACCUGCCCGUGCAAAACUUCGUGUCUGCUCCAGCCUACUCCGACUACAUGGGAUACCACCCUGUGCCAGGCCUGGACACCCACGGGCAGGCGGCGCCGGCCUGGGGCUCCCACUACGGCCCCCAGCGCGAGGACUGGAGCGCCUACGGCCCAGGCCCUUCCAGCGCCGUGCCCGCUGCCCACAUCAACGGCUCGUCCCCUGGCCAGGGCUCCUACAGCUCUGCCGACUACAGCUCCCUGCACCCCGCUGCUGCUGCUGCGGCCUUACCUCCUGUAGAUACAAUUAAUGCCCAGCAAAUCUCUCCCAACAGCCAAAGGCACAGCUCUUACGAGUGGAUGAGGAAAACGGUGCAAUCCACUUCCACAGGUAAAACAAGAACAAGAGAGAAGUACCGAGUGGUUUACACAGAUCAUCAGAGAUUAGAAUUAGAGAAGGAGUUUCAUUACAACAGAUACAUUACAAUCAGAAGGAAGUCUGAACUUGCUGCAAACCUAAGACUUUCCGAGAGACAGGUGAAAAUCUGGUUCCAGAACCGAAGGGCCAAAGAAAGAAAAUUAAUGAAGAAGAAAAUGACUCACUUCGACGGCAGCAGUCUCGGCUCUCUGCAGAGUGACUCUGGCUCCGUGAGCCCGAUGCCGGUUCCUGAGGCACAGACUCAUUCGGAAAUGCCCGGUUCUCUAUUCCCAGCGCCGCCUGCCCCGGCCGCUCUCCCCAUGGGCGGUUUGCAGCACGGGGGGAGCCUGCAGCAGGUGGUGGCCUCGCAGUGA
Hirundo rustica (Barn swallow) is the source of this 983-nucleotide messenger RNA. RefSeq names its product homeobox protein CDX-1-like. The coding region runs from base 147 to 983 and encodes 278 amino acids. Gene Ontology annotation, cellular component: nucleus. Gene Ontology annotation, molecular function: RNA polymerase II transcription regulatory region sequence-specific DNA binding; DNA-binding transcription factor activity, RNA polymerase II-specific. The transcript has 3 exons. The record is from RefSeq and is a predicted model, not a curated record. Lineage: Eukaryota; Metazoa; Chordata; Aves; Passeriformes; Hirundinidae. Gene Ontology annotation, biological process: anterior/posterior axis specification; cell differentiation; animal organ morphogenesis.